Molecule: messenger RNA, 2394 nt
Organism: Somion occarium
Lineage: Eukaryota; Fungi; Basidiomycota; Agaricomycetes; Polyporales; Cerrenaceae
Source: the annotation of a GenBank genome assembly
AGUGUGGGAAAUGAUGUUCUCACUGGGGCAGCGUCGACGAGUCAACUCCCUCCUUCAAUCAACUUGAAUAUAUAUCAUCUCCGAGUCCCUCGCCUUGAACUUCCCUUCUUUUCUGCUGGUCAAACCUCCAAAGGGUCGUUAAUUUCCCCUUUGUUUGCAACCCAACUUUGCUGUAUAUAUAUCCUAUAUUCUUCAUUCCUUGCUUCCCCCUAUCAACAACUUAUUAUCGUGACGUUACCUCGAAAUGUCCGCACCCGCUUCUCCGGUUCACGAAGAAACCCCGUUGGAGGUUCAGCAGGAGGUUCAUGAGGAGGCUCACGAAGAAGUCCUGGAGUUCCAUGAUAGCCCCGCAGCUAACGCGAAGCGAACUAGGACGGUGGCUAUCAUCAAGACCCAUGCUUUGGAGCACAGGUUCGAUAUUGAGCCUCGCAUCUCCGAGGCUGGCUUCGAGGUACGAAAUCGUGAAAGAACGACAGAUGGAAUUUGACAUUGAGACGGAUCCCGAGACAAUGUAUGAACUAUUCGGAGAUGACUAUGUCUCCUUCGGCGAGGGUCCAGUCUGGGUAUAUGUUCUCGAGAGACGAAGAGCAGUAGAAGUUUGGCAUACCCUCAUGGGCCACCCCGACCCAGAAGUCGCUCGACAAGAGACCCCUCAUUCCCUCCGCGCCCUGUACGGCAUAUCUCGAGAACAGAACGGCUUAAUGGGCUCUUCUGAUGCUCAAGCAGCGGAAAUUCAGAUCCUAUCCAUCUUCGCAUCUUCACCGCCCUUCCCUACCACCGAACUCCCAGAUGUCCCAUCUGAUGAUGCCCUUGCCCUCGGUUCCGGCUCCCUUCGUUCAGUUUCUUCGUCUAUCCUAGAAGCUCUGCAGCAGCAAAAUGGCUCCUCCGAAAAUGGUUAUGCUGGGUCUACCGCUACGAAUCCGUCCACUGUGGGAGGGAGCAGGAACGGUGGUGCUAAUGGGAGUAAUAAAGCUGCUACUACUUUCAAAGCACGACCACUUCCACCGACUCAUGUUAAGCCAGACAUUGCCCCGCGUAUGUCCCGCGCCGCAGCUCUUCGUGCAGGAAUCGUACUUGAAGCACCGAAACGCGCCGUUGCCACAAAGGAAUCCCUCGCGAAGACGUUCGCUAAUGUUCCAGGACACAAGAGAAGUGAAACUAUCUCUGUGGCGUCGACCGCCCCUCCUGUUGUUGCACCGCGCAUGACCCGAGCUGCUUCCUUGCGUCUGGGACAGAAGCCUCCUGAGAAGCCUACUCGACGAACGUCCAGUGUUAAUGGGAUUAGUGGAUCAGUUGGGGUUGCUGCUGCUGCUGCUGCGAAGAAUACAAAUACGUUUGAGGGUGUUCCUGGACAUAAGCGACGAGAGUCUAUUGCGGUCGCUAGUACUAAACCUCCUACGGUCGCUCCUCGUUUAAACAAAAGUGCCAGUCUUCGCGUUCAGAAGGAAGCUGCUGCACCACCGUCUUCCUUCAUGUUCCGUGGUCCCUCCCAAGGCCCCUCUCGAUCCUCCUCUCGUAAUUCAAUGAACGGACCACCACCCACGACGACGACAACUCGACCUUCCGUCUCCCGCCCAGCAUCCGCUCAAUCCAUCGGUAAUACAGCUUCCACCUCUCGUCCGAACGUCCUUCGCACGAUGUCCUCCAACACCACAACCACAACCACCAAGUCUUCGACUUCGCCGCCAAACUCUUCCUCGGAUGCACCUGCUGUACCCGCUAAGGCGAAGUCUCGUCGUAGCAGUAUCCAGGCACCUUCGAUCGCUCCUCGUCAGAAUAAGAGCGCGAUGUUACGUGCUGCGAAGAUGGCCGCGACGAAUGCUGCUGCUGCUGCUGCUGUUACGAAUGGCAAAACGCCUGUUUUGAAAAAGGUCAACAGGGUCGCCGCGGCCCCCCGGGUUGCACAAGCUGCGUAGUCGGGAUUCGACUGUUAUGUGGGGACCGAAACGGACAAUGGUUUGUGUUUGGAUAUACGAAUACCGUGUUGUUUUGACUUUGGGUCCUGUUUCUAGUUAUCUAUGUCUAUGUCCAUAUCAGGUCAUCUAUUUUUCACGCUGGUCGUACGUACCUAUGCUUAUUCCUAUCCUGCUUUCUCUCUUUAUGUUGCUUUCUUGGGGUGUUGUCGGUUUAGUGAUUUUUCUUUCGAUACCAGCUUGUUGCUUGUGACACUUCUUGUUGUUUUUUUGUUACCCUACUUUACAAAUAUCCAAGAAUCCGUGUACCAUAACUGUUAGCCUUCAGAACUCGAAGCAACUCAUAUGCCUAGCGAGAAUCUUAUGGGAACAAAACAUGAUGUCAUUGCAAGAAUGGUAAACGAAUAAUGUGCACAGAACAACGAGUACAGAGCCAAGAUAACAAGCAGACUAACGAAUUUAACAAAUGCAAGAUAUACAG